AACCUUUUGUCUUAAUAACGUUCCUAGUACGCCAUAAUCCACUUUGCGACGAAAUUUCAUUUUCAGAUCUUAUAUUUAAUUUUGGUGACCCACCACACCGCAAUCUAUUCAUUAAUUUAGAUCUACCAGAUGGAUGAACGGAGCCGUUACGUGAAACUGACUAAAGAUCAGAAACCUGUUGAACAAGAUAUCCAGCCUGGUGAACUUAAUCAACCCAUUCAUGUUCCUCAGUUGGCCGUUCCGAAGUGCAUGGAAUGUGGACAACCACUACCCGAAAGCUAUGCACCUCCUGCUGACGAGCCUUGGAUGACUGGGAUCUUUGGAUGUGCUGAAGAUAGGGAGAGUUGUUUGACAGGACUGUUUUGUCCCUGUGUUUUAUUUGGCCGCAAUGUAGAAAGCUUGAAUGAAGACACUCCUUGGACUGGACCAUGCAUUUGUCAUGCCAUUUUUAUUGAAGGUGGCAUUGCUCUUGCAACAGCAACUGCAAUCUUGAAUGGUGUCAUUGACCCAGGGACAUCAUUUCUAAUUUUUGAGGGUUUAUUUUUUACUUGGUGGAUGUGUGGCAUAUACACUGGUCAGGUUCGACAAAACUUACAAAAGAAUUAUCACUUACAGAAUUCGCCUGGUGAUCCUUGUUGUGUUCACUGCUGCUUGCACUGGUGUGCCUUGUGUCAAGAACACAGGGAGAUGAAGGGACGGCUCUCGGAAAGUAUUUCCUCAGAAACCACCAUUGUAAAUCCUCCUCCGAUUCAAGAAAUGAAGUCUGCUGAUGUAAAGGAGACUCCUGAAUCCUCUUCUGCUAACAACAGUGACCACACUAAUUUAGAAAUGCAGGCUCUAUAGAGUAUUAACAUUGUUAACAUCCAAAAGAGUAACAUGUAUUUUGGAAUUUUGCUUGGCAGAGAAUUAUUUUCUUAUACCUUUUGGGAUGAGUUCCCUGUGUUACCUUAGACAUGUAGAUCACAUAUGGAGACACCACUUUUCUGCCUUCAAAUGCCAAAUUAUACUGAAUCAAUAUUUUCAAAACUUCACUGAUUUUUGGGCUUUUUAA
This is a messenger RNA of Medicago truncatula (barrel medic), 1051 nucleotides long. Its product is annotated as cell number regulator 6. Lineage: Eukaryota; Viridiplantae; Streptophyta; Magnoliopsida; Fabales; Fabaceae. The record is from RefSeq and is a predicted model, not a curated record. Bases 130 to 843 code for a protein of 237 amino acids. The transcript has 5 exons.